Messenger RNA from Clonostachys rhizophaga, 1866 nucleotides. NCBI's taxonomy places the organism in Eukaryota, Fungi, Ascomycota, Sordariomycetes, Hypocreales, Bionectriaceae. The record is from the annotation of a GenBank genome assembly.
AUGUCGAAUCCUCUGCCCUCGGUGGCACCCAACCCGCCCACAGCUGCCAUCCCCGUCGACCCAUCCAGCUCAGUCUGGGACCGCAUAUCAUCAUGGGCCUCGGAAAACAAGGCUGUCGUCUACACCAUUGCUGGUGUAGUGGUGGCAGUGACUGGUGCCGGCGCAGUCUACUACCUAACCUCUGAUUCGGCCAAGAACGAUGCCAGCCCCAAGCUCAGCAAGAAGGAGCGACGGAAGCGAAAAGAAGCCGAACGCAAAGCUGCAGAGGCCAAGGAGGCCCCAUCUGCUGCCCAAUCCAAGAGUGCUUCAGUCGAGACCGAAUCGGAGCUUCCGGAAGUUGAUGAGAACUCAGUCUUAAGCUUAACUCAGGAGCAGCGUGAGGAGUAUGCUGCCAAGCUCAAGGCCGCCGGAAACAAGGCCUACGGUGACAAGGCAUACAAUAAGGCUAUCGACCUCUACACCAAGGCCAUCAUUUGCAAGCCCGACCCCGUCUUCUAUUCCAACCGAGCCGCCUGCCACAGUGCUCUGAGCGAGUGGGACAAGGUGAUCGAGGACACGACUGCUGCUAUCAACAUGGACCCCGAGUACGUGAAGGCUAUCAACCGUCGCGCCACCGCUUAUGAGCACCAAAAGAAGUAUUCCGAAGCUCUUCUCGAUUUCACUGCAUCCUGCAUCAUCGAUAACUUCAAGAGCGAAUCCACUGCCCAGGCUGUUGAGCGACUGCUCAAGGCCUUCGCUGAACAGAAAGCCAAGGAGAUGAUGGCAUCUCGCCCUGUGAAGAUGCCCAGCCCCAUUUUCGUCGGCAACUACCUCCAGAGCUUCCGCGAGAAGCCCCGCCCUGAUGGACUCGAGGACAACGUUGAGCUCUCUGCUGAGACAGGAAAGGGACAGCUGCAGCUCGGUCUGCAAGGCUUAGAGAAGAAGACUGGUGACGGAUACGAGGAGGCCCGAGUUGCCUUCGAGAAGGCUCUUGAGCUUGGCGACCUCGGUGAGCACGAGGCCCUGGCCUACAACAUGCGUGGUACUGUCCGUACCCUGCUCGGCAACCACGCCGAGGCCACCAAGGACUUCGACAAGAGCAUUGAACUUGACCCUGGUAUGAUCCAGAGCUACAUCAAGCGUGCUAGCAUCAGCCUGGAGCUGGGCGACCCUAUCAAGGCUGAAGAGGAGUUCGCCAAGGCUCUUGAGCAGGACAGGGAAGAUCCCGACAUCUACUACCACCGUGCCCAGGCUCACUUCAUCAAGGGUGAUCUUUCCGACGCCCAGAAGGAUUACCAGAAGUCAAUUGACCUCGACAAGGAUUUCAUUUUCUCCCACAUCCAACUUGGUGUGACUCAGUACAAGAUGGGCUCAAUCGCCUCGUCUAUGGCUACCUUCCGCAGAUGCAUCAAGAACUUCCCCAAGAUCCCAGAUGUAUACAACUACUACGGUGAGCUGCUCUUAGAUCAGGGCAACUUCUCCGAGGCCGUCGAGAAAUUCGACGUUGCCAUGGAGAUGGAGAAGCAGACCAAGCCCAUGUCGAUGAACGUCCUACCGCUUAUCAACAAGGCCUUGGCUCUCUUCCAGUGGAAGCAGGACUUCAAGGAGGCUGAGAACCUCUGCCAGAAGGCACUCAUCAUCGACCCCGAGUGUGAUAUUGCUGUUGCCACCAUGGCACAGCUCUUAUUGCAACAGAAUAACGUGCCCGGCGCCCUCAAGUAUUUCGAGAGGGCUGCCGAGCUUGCCCGCACCGAGGGCGAGAUUGUCAACGCCCUCUCCUACGCCGAGGCCACAAGGACCCAGGUCCAAGUAACAGAAAAGUACCCCAAGCUGGCGGCCAAGCUGAGCGCUGGUGGCCCGCCUGGAUUGCGGAUGCCUGCCGCAUAA